Cavia porcellus (domestic guinea pig) is the source of this 4236-nucleotide messenger RNA. RefSeq names its product NIMA related kinase 7 (gene Nek7). The record is from RefSeq and is a predicted model, not a curated record. The transcript has 11 exons. Gene Ontology annotation, molecular function: protein serine/threonine kinase activity; ATP binding. NCBI's taxonomy places the organism in Eukaryota, Metazoa, Chordata, Mammalia, Rodentia, Caviidae. Gene Ontology annotation, cellular component: nucleus. Gene Ontology annotation, biological process: peptidyl-serine phosphorylation. The coding region runs from base 207 to 1184 and encodes 325 amino acids.
GUGCCCACGCCUGCAGCGUCCGCGGGGGCGGCGCGGCGGGAGGUGGCCGACCGGCUCGGGGCCGCGCAGUUUCGUCCCCGGCCCAGUGGGCCUUUCCGCGGCGGCGCCGGGCCGAGCUCCCUGCUCGCUUCGAGUCUCCCGAGGGCGGGAGAACGGAACACUCGCAACUUCCUGAGUUUUAAAGUUUCUGUUGCUUCCCACAAUGGAUGAACAAUCACAAGGAAUGCAAGGGCCACCUAUUCCUCAGUUCCAGCCACAGGCUUGAAACAAGGGAAUCUUGCACCUCAUGUUUUGGUGACUUCCAUGUUGUCUUGAUAAUAUUCCCUAAACAGAAGGCCUUACGACCGGAUAUGGGCUACAAUACAUUAGCCAACUUUCGAAUAGAAAAGAAAAUUGGGCGUGGACAAUUUAGUGAAGUUUAUAGAGCAUCCUGUCUUCUGGAUGGAGUACCAGUAGCUUUAAAAAAAGUACAGAUAUUUGAUUUAAUGGAUGCCAAAGCACGUGCUGAUUGCAUUAAAGAAAUAGAUCUCCUCAAGCAACUCAACCAUCCAAAUGUAAUUAAAUAUUAUGCAUCAUUCAUUGAAGAUAAUGAACUAAACAUAGUUUUGGAAUUAGCAGAUGCUGGUGAUCUAUCUAGGAUGAUAAAGCAUUUUAAAAAACAAAAGAGGCUAAUUCCUGAAAGGACUGUUUGGAAGUACUUUGUUCAGCUUUGCAGUGCUUUGGAACACAUGCAUUCUCGAAGAGUCAUGCAUAGAGAUAUAAAACCAGCUAAUGUGUUCAUUACAGCCACUGGGGUGGUAAAACUUGGAGAUCUUGGACUUGGUCGGUUUUUCAGCUCCAAAACUACAGCUGCACAUUCUUUAGUGGGUACACCUUAUUACAUGUCUCCAGAGAGAAUACAUGAAAAUGGAUACAACUUCAAAUCUGACAUCUGGUCUCUUGGCUGUCUACUGUAUGAGAUGGCUGCAUUACAGAGUCCUUUCUAUGGUGACAAAAUGAAUUUAUACUCACUGUGUAAGAAGAUAGAACAGUGUGACUAUCCACCUCUUCCUUCAGAUCACUAUUCAGAGGAACUGCGACAGUUAGUUAAUAUGUGCAUCAAUCCAGAUCCAGAGAAGCGACCGGACAUCACCUAUGUUUAUGAUGUAGCAAAAAGGAUGCAUGCAUGCACUGCAAGCAGCUAAAUCAUGAAGAGCAUGGUAACCAAAAUAAUUUAAAGUAUUUUUUGCAGAUCAUACCUCCCUGUUCUUGUCUGGGUGUUCAAGAUUAAUAUUUCAGAGCUAAUGUUGUUUGAAUCCUUAACCAGUUUUCAUAAUAAGCUUCAUUUUGUACCAUUCUAAUUGACCUUCUUGCAAAUCCAAAAUGGCUUCAGGAUAACCAGGCGGCAUGUUAGCAAAGAAAGUGGUUCAGGAGAGUAAUCACCAAAGGUUUUUAGAUUGGGAGUUAAUUUUUUUUAUUAAUACGUGUUUGUAGUACAUUUUCCAGUGAUUAAUUGUGCUUUACAGUGUCAGUGCCAAAUAAUGAAGUUGCAUCCUGUACACAUCAAGGUGGAUGCAAAGCCUAGGGAAAUAUGUGCAUAUCCACCACACAGGAAAUAUAGUUUUCUUAAUUCUAAUUGUCAUAAGUUUAGGAAACUAGGUGUUUUCAUAAUUGUAUAUGAUAUUUUAUACUUUCUACCUUGAAGAUACAUCUUUGGGAAUAAUUUAAACAUUCUGAAAACUUACAGAUCUGAGUAUUUGACUUGUUUGCUUUUUGUAAUCAUUUAUGGACAUUUAGUUUGAAGUGUAUAUCUUAAUUAGCAUUAUAGCUUUCAGAUAUAACUCUUAUAAGAAAUGUAAGCAUAAACUAGUUGGCAAAGAUUUAAAUUCUUAGCUUAUACAUUCAAAGUGUAACUAUCAAAUGUGAAAAGAUUGGGGCAAAAUGUGAGUCAAACACUGAAAAGUAUUUUAAUAGCUUUGAUAUUCUAUUUACAUUAAAAUGGUAUAAAUGAAUCCAUUUAAAAAGUGGUAAAGGAUUUCUUUGGCUGGCGUGAUAGGAUUUUAACGUUGCACAUUGCUCAAGGUUUUUGUGUUUUUAUUGUCUGUACAUUUGAAAAAUAUUCUUUGAAUAAUCUGGCAGUACUAUAUUUGUUUCUUUAUAAAACUAAAUGUAUUUUAACUCAUAAUUGUACACUAUAAUGUAAACAUGUUUUUAUUGAAGAUUUUAUUAAAGUUUUGAUUGGUUCCCUCAGAAAUUUUUUAUAUUCUUCAAGUUACUUUCUUAUUUAUAUCGUGUGUGCAUUUUUCCCAUUAAUGUUUCCAAUUUUCUGGAAAUAUUUUUCUUUUAAAAUACAACACUUUCUUGAAUUGAAAACAUUUUUUUAACUUUUUAAAAUUUGGGCCAUCCUGUAUGCAUGCGUAUCUCAUUAAGAGAGGAAGAAAGAAUGUGUGUUAUACUGUACCUGUGAAUGUUGAUAUAGUCUCAAUUCACUCAAGGUUAUAAGGUUUAGAAUAUGUUUAGGAGAAUGAAAACUGGCCAUUGCUGUAGCCAGAACUGUUGACAUUAUCAUUUCUGUUGAGAAGUUUUUGAGGAAAGUACUGUAUUUGUGCAUGAAGUUGCAAGAUUGUAAUGCUUAAUUUAGUUUUAGGAAAUGGGUAGAGGUUAGCAAAUGCUGUUGUGGAGAUGCGGAGACACAUUUCCCUCAGAUGCCUUUAUAUUAGUAGCAACUAAUUUCCCAUAGAAUUGUGAAGCCAAAAAUCUACGUGACAGUCACAGUUAAAGGGCUCUGGAUGCCACUAUAAAACCUUGAGAUGGGUUAUCCCACCAACAGGAAAACCUCAUUAUCAGAGAGUUCCUACUAAAGGUUAGCCAAUGUAACUAGUUUUUUUUUUUUUUUUUUUCCACAUAGUGUUUUUCUUAGAUUGUUUGAAUAUUUCAGGUAAGUUGUAAAUUUUCGAAACAUAAAGGGCAAAACUACAAAAUCUUCUAUUUUAAAAGUGUAAUAGUUGUAUAUGAUGUCUGAGGAUAAUUUUAUCUUGGAAUAAGCAAAGAAAAAGCUGGUCAGUCAUUUGUAUAAGGGCUUAAUGCAUUGUAUUUCCCAGAUUCUAGUGACUCAUAACAUUUACACUGUGUCAAUAGAUUUUUCCCAAAAAGUAUAAGUAGAAUUUUUUCUAUUAAUCAUUAGUGCCGUGUACAUUUUAAUGUGAUAUAAAUUGACUGCAGUGAAAUUCCCUGUAGAUAAAACAGAUACUUUGCUUUUUCUAUACUCUUUAGGAGUACAUGGACCUAAAAUUCAUAAAUUUAACUUCAUCACAGUGACUUUUAAGAUUGUUUUAUUUACUUAAAAAAAAAAAAACAAGGAGGAAGAAUUUAGUGAUCAGUGAAAUCCGUUACUAUUUUCCAUGCAGGGAAAUAUUUUUGUUUCAGAUACUGUGUCUUUUUAUAAUACAUUUGAUCAUAAUUUUCCUGAAAAACCACUUUGUAAAUCCAAAGAUCACUGCAAAGAAUUAUGGAGAUUAGAGGUUCCAAUUUUUUUUUGACACAGGGUCUCACUGUUUAAUUCUGGCCCACUUUGUGUUCAUUGUAUAGCCCAACCUGGCCUCAACUCACAGUGAUCCUUCUGCCUCAGCCUCCCCAGGGCUGGGAUUACAGUUGUGUUCCACCACGCCCGGCAAGAGGUUCUAAUCCUUGUAAUCACCUAUGAAAUGCUUUCUUUACAUUUCUGCUUAUAAUUAAUGUUUUCAUAUUAAAAUGUUUCAGUUGAUUGAAGCAGUAAAAUGAAUGAUAUACCUGAUUCUAAACCUUUCUAAGUACCAGUUACCCUAGAAAAAUGUGGAGUAACUUUGUUUUGUAUGUUGAGGUUUAGGAUCAGUUAAUGAAGGGUAUCCCUGUGUAAAUUAAGUGCUCAACAAUGUGCAGUAAUUGUAAAUUUAGUAAAAUUUUACAGUUGAUUUAUGAAUACGCUCUUUCUACAUAGUAUCUAUUAUAAAACACUUCUCUCAUAUCCAUGUAUUCAGUUGUUGCUGUUGACAUUUACCAUAUUUAUUUUAACCAAAAUGUUAAUUCACAUUAACUGUUUAAAAUGAAUGUAUUGUUUAUAUCCCACAGAUGCAUAAUUUUAAUAGUACUGUAAUAUGGAGGUUUGUGAAAUAUUUUAUUUUGUUAUGCUUUAAAUACACCAAUAUUUUGUUAUUAGCUUUGAAAAUUGUACCAUAUCCUAAUAUAAAUGUAUAAAAAUAAAAAAUUACUACCGUAAAA